Pristis pectinata (smalltooth sawfish) is the source of this 2853-nucleotide messenger RNA. RefSeq names its product thrombomodulin-like. The coding region runs from base 204 to 1850 and encodes 548 amino acids. The transcript has a single exon. NCBI's taxonomy places the organism in Eukaryota, Metazoa, Chordata, Chondrichthyes, Rhinopristiformes, Pristidae. Gene Ontology annotation, molecular function: calcium ion binding. The record is from RefSeq and is a predicted model, not a curated record.
UGUGGGGCAGUUGGCAGCGAGACAAAUCACUUGCAUCACAGUUCCAACCUUUUACGAACUUCCUUCCUUGAGGAGUUGAGUCCAGCGUAUUUAAAUCUGAGCUUCGGAGCCAUCUGAACAGCAUAGCACGGGGCAGUGCAAAGGGGAAAAAAACUAUUCAGACAGGACGGAGCUUGUUGCUCAGAUUCAACCGAGGGAGACAAAUGCUCUUCGCGUGGGUCAGCCUGUGCGCCUUGGCGUCCCUGGUGCACUCGGAUCCGCAGGAGGCGAAGGAAUCGGCGCCUGCCAUCUGCGUGGCCGACUUCUGCUACAGUCUGCGCAAGGAGGCCAGGAAGUUUAACAUGGCCAGAAGCAUCUGCAGAAACGACGGGGGAGACGCGAUGACCGUGCGCUCCACGGUGGCGGCCGAAGCCAUCGCGGUGUUGCUGCAGAGUGCGGGCGCCGAUUCCGACUCCCACUACUGGCUGGGGCUGCAGCUUCACCAGAAGGCGUGCCCCAACAACAGCAGCCGCCUGAGGGGUUACCGCUGGGUGGACGGAGACAACGACACCGACUACACCGACUGGGGCUUGGUGUCUGAAACCUGCGGAUCACGAUGCGUGGCCGUGUCGGCGGCGGACCGCUGGGUCGACCGACAGUGUAACAAGAAAGCGGCCGGCGUUCUGUGCGAGUACCGUUACGACGGCAGCUGCCGCCCACUGGUACCGGGCAACGGUUCGGUCACCUACCUCACCCCUUUCGGUGCCCGGAGCUCCGAGCUGACCGAACUGCCUCCAGGUACCACAGCCCUGAUCUCCCCGUGGGAUAUCAGCUUCCGAUGCAACGGCAGCCAAGGCUGGGUGGCCCUCAGCCCGGUUCCUUGGGUCUGUCAAGUGGAGAACGGGGGCUGCGAGCAAGUCUGCCAGGCGGGACCUCCGCCCAGUUGCAGCUGCAAUCCGGGUUACCGGCUCAACGAGGACAAGCGAAGCUGCAGAGCGGUCGACCCGUGCGAGGAGGAGAGGUGCGCCCACAGCUGUGUGCUGCGGGGCGGAAAGCCCUUGUGUAUCUGCAACAGCGGAUACCAGCUGGAAGCCGACGGCAAGGGCUGCACCGACAUCGACGAGUGCCAGUCCUCGCCCUGCGAGCACGACUGCAUCAACAGCCCGGGCGGCUUCAGAUGCAGCUGCAGGAAAGGUUACCUGAUGUCCAAGGAUGGCAAGUGCGAGGACAUCAACGAGUGCGGGCAAUCGGUCACGGUGUGCGAUCACAAAUGCGGGAACUCUCCGGGGAGCUACGAGUGCAGCUGCUUCUCCGGCUACGAGCCCGAUCCCGACGAUCCGAGAAAAUGCGUCUUCUACUGCGAUUCCGAAACCUGUCCGGCCCGCUGCUACGGCAACGACUGCAAAUGCCCACCUAAUUACAUCUUCGACGAUUCCAAUAGAAUGUGCUACGAUAUCAACGAGUGCAACACGUAUUGCCAGGGCCACGAGUGCAUCAAUACCCCCGGUAGCUUCAAAUGCGAAUGCAGCGAGGGUUAUAUGUUAGACGAGGACGGGUUGUCCUGCGAACCCGAAGGCUCUGGCAUUACCCCGGACGUAAUCAACCCGAUCACCAAGCGCCCGACGUCUGACACCCCCGCCAAAGCCAGCUUGUCGCUCGGGGUUGUCCUCGGGAUCAUCUUUGCCAUCGCCCUGCUCACUUUGAUCUUUGCUGGGGUGGGACACCACCUGUUUAAAAAGAGAGGGAAGUGGCAGACCUCCACCAAGUACAAAUCGGCCAGCGUGGAGGAGGACGUCAAUCUCAGCCAGGUCACUAGUGGCGAGGAUCACAAGCACCAGUACUCCAAUGACAAAUGUAAUGUGGGGACCUGAAGCUUACUGGGCGCAAUGCCCUACGAGACUGUUACAGAGGGAGAUGUAGAACCUUUGACAUGAAGACACUUGGGGUGAGGGUGGGCGAGUCUAUAAUUUGAAAUUGCAACUGAUGACUCGAAGCGUGUGAGCCGUUGGACAAAUCCCAUCUCUGAAUUUAGCCGGGUUCCCAUUGCAUUCCGCUGGGCGCUAUUUUUAGGCUGAUGUCAAACUAAAGGUUGUACUCGAGCCUUGGAGAUGGCCCAAUGGCGCAUGCGGUUCAAUUGCAUUUAGGCACAGUUUUUUUUUUACCCCCGCAGCUAUCUUUGUUUAUGGACGUCACUCUUAUUGCAGGAGGGGUGGGGGCCACCUGCGAGAAUUGAAGGCGCCCAUGCACACUAUCCAUUUGUCCAGGCGAUCCCUUAGCUUGGGAGCAGGUAACCCAGGGGGUCAUGCCAUCUUAGAACGAAAUGUUGCUGAGUGCCUAAUAUUUUUGUCAGCAUCGUUCACAUGCAAGGUGUGACAGAAAGCAUGUCGUGCAAAUUCCAAAGUUCAAGAUGUCUAAAUGAGGUAACGGUUGGGUAAUGUUUACCUGAGCAAUUGUGAAGGGCAAAUAGUUUUUUUUAAUAAAUGUAUGUAGAUUGUAGUCGACGGACGGCGGACGGCUGGAUCCGGUACCCCCUUUUUGAUCGGUGUACUGUUAGUAUUUGUCCCAUUAUCUGUCGCUCUGACACCCACACGGUGAAACAUAUUCUUGUCCGUUGGAAAUCGUUGCAUUUCAAUUAGCAUUACGUCAAUAACUUGUACUGCCGGAUUGGCCCAUAGGAUAUCCCCGAAUUUGGGACAUGGGCAAUCAAGACGAGGAACAUGUGCAUUUGUAUUUAUUAUAUUUUUAUAAUAUCUGUAUAAUCACUUUUUAAACUAGUUUUCUAUAUCUACCUGAACUGUAAAAAACACGACGAUGACUCUGCGUUCAUUAAUGCAUAUAUCUUAAAUAAAAUUUUGGAACUAUUUCUUAAAAAAA